This is a messenger RNA of Lymnaea stagnalis (great pond snail), 483 nucleotides long. The record is from the annotation of a GenBank genome assembly. NCBI's taxonomy places the organism in Eukaryota, Metazoa, Mollusca, Gastropoda, Lymnaeidae.
ACCGGAACAACCAGUUCUCCACUUGGAUUUUUCAAGGGAGACCACCAGUUUUUUGGAUGACUGGCUUUUUUAAUCCUCAAGGUCAUUUUCUAAAAUACUCUCAUGAUAAUUGCACUUAUUUUUAUGUGAACAUAUGUUCAAACACAAUCAAAUGGGAGCGGUUGGCAAGGUGAAUGGCAUGAUAGCUUUAUUUUAUGCCUAACCUUCGCGAUGCAAGAUAGACCAGUUUUGUUUAGCCUUAUGAGAUCAUAAUAAAAUCUUUAAAAUUAAAUUGUUAAGUUUAAUAAACCUUAUGCCCUGGCACAAGCCCAACAGUUUAGAUGUAUUUCCUUUAAGUAAAAUGUGUCUGUUAAUUGUUUGAAUUCAGGGUUCCUCACUGCCAUGAGACAGGAGGUGACACGAGCUCACAAAGGCUGGGCCCUGGAUACAGUAACACUGCACAAUGAUGUAACAAAAUACUUUAAAGAUGAUAUCUCUGUUGGC